This is a messenger RNA of Dendrobium catenatum, 2221 nucleotides long. Its product is annotated as DNAJ protein JJJ1 homolog. The coding region runs from base 148 to 1833 and encodes 561 amino acids. Gene Ontology annotation, molecular function: zinc ion binding; nucleic acid binding. The record is from RefSeq and is a predicted model, not a curated record. NCBI's taxonomy places the organism in Eukaryota, Viridiplantae, Streptophyta, Magnoliopsida, Asparagales, Orchidaceae. The transcript is spliced from 3 exons.
AUUAUUUUUAUAAUUUCUGUUAAUCUGAGGUUUCUUAGAACGGACCAACGGGGGGAAGAAAUCGCCGACGGCGAGACUUCCCCUCUUCUCCAAAACCCUAAUUAGCUUUAAUUCUGUAAGAACAGGAAGUAGAAUAAGCCCACGGGAAUGGCGGAGCAGCUGAAGAAACGAUGUCUCUACGAUGUACUUAGCGUCAGUCGCGAUUGCUCGCAGGAGGAGAUACGCUCCGCUUACAAACGCCUCGCCCUACAGCUUCACCCCGACAAGCUUGCUCAAUCCGGCGCAACCAACGGCGCUGGCGACGCUACCGCCGCCUUCCAAGAGCUGUUGCAUGCAUAUGAAGUUCUCUCCGAUCCCAAAGAGCGCGCUUGGUACGACUCCCACCGUUCUCAGAUUCUCUUCUCGGACCCUUCCUCCGCUUCCAAAUCGCGCUCGUCUUUCUUCGACCUCGACCUCUUUUCUUUCUUCACCAAGUCCGUCUAUUCCGGGUAUACUGACUCUGGAAAGGGCUUCUUCAAGGUUUACGGUGACGUGUUUGCUAAAAUCUACGCUCAGGAGCUCAAUUUCGCCGAGAAGUUAGGGUUUCCCUCUGAUGCCGUCGCUCCGGCGCCUCUUAUCGGGAAUCUCGACAGUCCGUACUCCCAAGUCACUGCCUUCUACAGUUAUUGGUUGGGGUAUUCCACCGUUAUGGAUUUUGCUUGGGUGGAUGAGUAUGAUUCCUUUGCCGGGCCUAAUAGGAAGGCAAGGAGGCUCAUGGAGGAGGAAAAUAAGAAGGUGAGGAAGAAGGCCAAGAGGGAGCAUAAUGAUGCAGUGCGGGGGCUGGCUGCCUUUGUGAAGAAGAGAGAUAAGAGGGUUCUGGAUAUGCAGAUGAAGAAGAACGAAGAAGAGGAGAAACGGCGGGCUGAAGAGAGGGAGAGGAAGAAAGAAGAGGAGAGGAAGAAGAAGGAGAGGGCGAUGCUGUACCAGGAGCCCGAUUGGGCGAAGAAUGAUCUGGAAGAGAGCAAAAUGAUUUGGAGUGAUGAUGAUGAUGAUAAAAGGAAGAAGAAAGGGAAGGGUGAGGUGGAAAUGUACUGUGUAGUUUGUAAUAAGAAGUUCAAGUCCGAGAAGCAAUGGAAGAAUCAUGAGCAGUCUAAGAAGCACCGGGAAAAAGUGGCUGAGCUGCGGACUGCAUUUGAUGAUGAAGACGAGGCCUUGAAGGAUGUUAGUCAGGAAGGAUUAUGCGUGAGUUUUGACUAUGAGCCUCUGGCUGAGGAUAAUGAGAGUAGUGAGAGUGAUGCAGAUAAGUUUUCUGAGGCAUUUAAGGAUGGUUUAACCUUGAAGGAAGAAGGGGAUGAUAAUGGGAACUUGAAUGCUGAUGAUUUACCUAGAAAUGAACAGGUUGCUGUUCCUGAUACUGAUAAUGAUAAUGGAAUUGGGAACGUUACUGAAUAUCAUGAGCUGAAAAAACAUAGGAAUUGUAGGAAUCGUAGAGCAAAAAAAGGGAUUGUUAGAGAGGAUGUGGUUAGGGAUACUGGUGGGGCACGCGAAGUUCAUGAAAGUAAUGUUGGCCAUUUGAAUGAAAUUUCCUCUUUAGUUCAGGAGGAUUCAGAAAUUACUAAAGGAGAUCAAGUUGUUGGCGGGACUCUGAAGUUUAAAAAGCAACAAAUAGAUGGGAAAGGAUCUGCAAGGGAAGACACAAUUCACUCAAAGAGCUCAUCAAAAGGAAAGAAGCAGAAGGCUGCAGCAAAAGCGCCUAGUAAUUCAUGUGAAACUUGUGGUGAGAUCUUCGAUUCCAGAAAUAAAUUAUUUUCUCAUUUGAACAAGACUGGCCAUGCAAUGCUUAAAUCAUGGUAAAUAUAUCUGCUGCAACCAAAAAGACCUUCAAAUUCCAGAUCGUAGCAGCAGCACAGUCUCCAAGAGCUAGCGGAGGAAGAUAGGAGAAAACAAUGGAGGGGAAGCUCGAAAGUAUGAGGCCUUAGAGAUUUGGUUUUAGAAUCUUGACAUAACUUGGAAGAUCUGUGCUUGCAGCCACCAGCUACUGCUCCUCUCUGCUAGUUGGAGCUGUGUGGGUUGUCUAUAAACAUUAUCUGAGGUUUUAAGCUCCUUUUUGCUAUUCAAUACGCCCAGGAGAACUUUCAUAGAAUUUUACAUGAUUUUUUUUAUCAUAGAGAUUUAUUUUGUAUGAGGAACAAUCAUUUGAUACUUGCAAAGUACAAUUUGAUGGUUUCAUUGUUUUGGGUCU